This is a messenger RNA of Hippopotamus amphibius kiboko, 4374 nucleotides long. It is a transcript of the gene POFUT1, whose product is annotated as protein O-fucosyltransferase 1. The transcript is spliced from 7 exons. Gene Ontology annotation, molecular function: peptide-O-fucosyltransferase activity. Gene Ontology annotation, biological process: regulation of Notch signaling pathway; protein O-linked glycosylation via fucose; Notch signaling pathway. Bases 61 to 1236 code for a protein of 391 amino acids. Lineage: Eukaryota; Metazoa; Chordata; Mammalia; Artiodactyla; Hippopotamidae. Gene Ontology annotation, cellular component: endoplasmic reticulum. The record is from RefSeq and is a predicted model, not a curated record.
UCGCGCCCUUCCUUCUCUCCCCGCCUACGCGCCGCCGUGCGCUCUAGUUUUGGAGCCGAUAUGGGCGCCGCCGCGUGGGCAUCGUCACCCCUGCCGCCGAGUGUGUCUCUUCUGCUGCUGCUUCUGCCGCUCCCGGGGCUGCCCGUGGGCUCCUGGGACCCGGCCGGUUACCUGCUCUACUGCCCAUGCAUGGGGCGCUUUGGGAACCAGGCUGAUCAUUUCUUGGGCUCCCUGGCAUUUGCAAAGCUGUUGAACCGCACCCUGGCUGUUCCUCCUUGGAUUGAGUACCAGCAUCACAAGCCUCCUUUUACCAAUCUCCAUGUGUCCUAUCAGAAGUACUUCAAGCUGGAGCCCCUCCAGGCCUACCAUCGGGUCAUCAGCCUGGAGGACUUCAUGGAGAAGCUGGCACCCACCCACUGGCCCCCUGAGAAGCGGGUGGCAUACUGCUUUGAGGUGGCAGCCCAGCGAAGCCCUGAUAAGAAGACAUGCCCCAUGAAGGAAGGAAACCCCUUUGGCCCAUUUUGGGAUCAGUUUCAUGUGAGUUUCAACAAGUCUGAGCUUUUUGCAGGCAUUUCCUUCAGCGCCUCCUACAAAGACCAGUGGAUCCAGAGAUUUUCUCCAAAGGAACAUCCAGUGCUUGCCCUGCCGGGGGCCCCAGCCCAGUUCCCUGUCUUGGAGGAGCAUAGGCCACUCCAGAAGUACAUGGUGUGGUCAGACGAGAUGGUGAGGACAGGGGAGGCCCAGAUCCGUGCCCACCUCAUCCGGCCCUAUGUGGGCAUUCACCUGCGCAUUGGCUCCGACUGGAAGAACGCGUGCGCCAUGCUGAAGGACGGGACCGCCGGCGCCCACUUCAUGGCCUCGCCGCAGUGCGUGGGCUACAGCCGCCACAGCGCCGCCCCGCUCACCAUGACCAUGUGCCUCCCUGACCUGAAGGAAAUCAAGCGUGCCCUGAAGCUCUGGGUGGCCGCGCUGAACGCCCAGUCGGUCUACAUCGCCACCGACUCUGAGAGUUAUGUGCCCGAGAUCCAGCAGCUCUUCAAAGGGAAGGUGAAGGUGGUGAGUCUGAAGCCUGAGGUGGCCCAGAUCGACCUGUACAUCCUCGGCCAAGCUGACCACUUUAUUGGCAACUGUGUCUCCUCCUUCACUGCCUUCGUGAAGCGAGAGCGGGACCUCCAGGGGAGGCAGUCCUCCUUCUUCGGCAUGGACAGUCCCCCUCAGCUGCGGGACGAGUUCUGAUCCUAGCAGGAGCACACCACCCAUCUGAGCUGUUCCCUCCAGCUAUGCCUGGCAGCCAGAGGUGCUCCCAAGAUUGAUUCCCAUGGAGCAGAGAACAGAGAAAAGUACCAGGGACUUCCUGGAGGAGGAAUACAGUCCACCUCCCAGGGCACGGGACUUCCAAGCUUCUAGUAGCCGGACCAUCUCCCUUUCUUAUGUGCUCCCUGCUGCUUCUCCUGGGAAUUUCUCACACCAGCAAAGCAGUCCAAGCUCUGUCUUUUGGUCUGCCCUGCCCUGAGCAACUGGGAUGCUGAACUCUUUUCAGAGAGAUUCUUGAUAGAGAGAGAUUUUUUAUAGUUUUGAUACUCCCCUAGAACUCUCCCUUAUUGUAAAAAAUCAGUGAAGUUCAUUAACGUAGGUACCUAAAGUGACCUUAACAUAAUGUGGAUAAGACCAGGGGUGGGUGGAUUUAUUGACCACUUUUCCACAUGACCCCCAACAUGGCCCUCAGACUCAUCCCCACUGCCUGGCCAGAGCCAUUGUGAUCCCCGCCUUCCUAGGCCAUUUUUAGGGUUUGGGGCACAAACACUCUUGUCCAUUGUAAACACUGUGCAGACACUAUUGCAGUGCUGUCAGUACCCCACAGAUGGCUAAGUGCUGCUCACACAGCAUGUACCCACCAUCAAGCCAGACCAUCGUGGUUUUGCUCUCAGAGUCUCUUGGUAGUUGGUGGCCUGCCAUAAACCUGGUACCAUCAGGGUCUCAUAACACAUCACCAGGGCCAGGACUUGCUGGCCUGAAGUCUCUUCUGAUCUCAUGUCUCAAGGGGCCUGAUUGUAGAAUUUUGCCAUUAAGCUGGCAUCCAAGGCCUGUCCUCCCAACCUUCCUCCUGCAGCUGGAGCCCUCAGACCAUAUUGUCACAAGGGAGUGUUCACUAAGCCUCUGACCAGAUAGAAGAUGCUCAGAACCCAGGAGCCAUUGGAUUCCCUGGUUUUUUUGUCCACCCCAUCCAGUGUAAUUUCAGCCAAGCCUAUGAGGCUUAAGGUGUUACAGUCGUAAGUUUCUUUAUCUCUCAGAUGCUGUAGUUGUAAAAAUCCAUGACUCCUGAGCGUCUGUCAUUUUUUUUGGCCUUGUGGUUCUAAAAUUCAUUCUGACACCUGCUGAUAACUUCCCUGCCAUGUGACCUCCCUCAGCCUUUGAUCCUGGGAAGGUGGAGACCCUGAUGAGAGCCAGGCCCAGAGCCCCAUGCAGCAGUGUCCCUUGGGUAACCUUUGGGAAGAGAUGCUUUGUUUUCAGGGCAGACUGGAUCAGAGGCUGCAGGGCAACAGGGAUUUCAAACACCAAAGGUGGCAUUUGCUGCUUAGAGCUGCCACCCAACUCUUAGCGGAGGAAACUACAAAAAGUGCAUUUAUAUUUUCCCUCUGGGGGAAAUGUUUUCAAUCUUGGGUGGACUCUGAGAGAUGGUUUAUCUGUUCCGACCUGUUUAUCAGCCUCACCUAGGGACAGGGAGCCCCUGCCUCCUUCAGGUGAUAGGGAGGGUGUGGCUCUCUGGCUGAUGUCAUUUGCUGCCCCACACUAGGCACAGGCUGUAGAGUCGGGGGCUCUAAUGAGCCGGCCAGAUCCUCUCCAUGAGCAUUGGCAGUCAUAAUAGCUUGUGUUUCUGGAGGCGAGGGCGCUGGAGUUUUGUAGGCAAGUUCUUUAUUCCUUUGACCCAGUUUCCUCACCUAUAAAAUGGUGAUAAAACCCACGGGGUUGUUGAAUGGCCCCAAUCAGAUAAAGCAUGUGUAACAGCCCAUUGUAAACUUGAAAGAGACAAAGGCAAAUACGUGGCUGUUGAUUAAUUUGACAGCCUCUCGUGGCACACCCCCUCUGUGCCAGGCACUGUGCUUGCUAAGUGCUUUGUGGACAUUCUCUGGUGUAGCCCCCACCUCAGCCCCGGCAAGUAGGAACUUAUUCUUUCUGCACAAGGCAGAAUUCACGCUCAGAAAGUUCUGUUUCCCCAGGGCCACACAACUAGUGGUGGUCAGCCUGGAUUUGACCUCCAAAAGCCAGUGCUGUUAGACAGCACGCCCUUCUCCUCCAGUUCACAGGAUGCACUUUACGCUGUGUGCCGUGGAGCCCGCAGAUGGAGAAGUGGUCAGCCACCUUCGUUCCCAUUGGGCUCCUGCCGUGGGUCUGCCACUGCUGGGAGGUUUCAGGGAGAGGGGAUCACCCGAGAAACAGAAAGCCCGUAGGAAGCUUACAGUUCUCUUGGGUGGUUGUUUAAUUCAACACACUUUCUUUCAACAGGUGUUUAUUGACCCAGUAUGUCCCAGGCUCUGGGUAGGGAUUCAGAGCCUGGGACAUACUAGGAAUUCAGCAGAGGGUCAGACAUAAACUCUUUGUUCUCAAGGAAUUUGCAUUCUAGUAAGUAGAAGACAUAAUAAGCAAAUGUACCGUGGGAGGUGUUAAUUAAGUGCUAUAAAGCAAAAUAAAGGGCAUGGGGGGUGCAGAGGGGGAGCAGUGCUGGUUUAGCUGGGCUCAGGGAAGGCCUCUCGAGCUCCUGUGGAGGGGGGGAGGGGCACACUCCUUCAGAGGUCUGGAGGCAGCACAUUCCCGGCAGACGGCAAGUGCAAAGGUCCUGAAGCUGCAGUGAGUGAAAAACAGCAAGGAGGUCAGUGUGACUGGAGUGGCAGAAGCAAGGCAGGGAACAGAGUAGUUGAGAGCAGGUGAUGUGACCCGUCCUACAGCCUGGAGGGCAACGUAAGGUCAAGACUUGGCUUUUAUUUGGAGAGACAUGGGAAGCCUUGUUGGGUCUGAACAGAGGAGGGUCAUGAUCUGAUUUACAUUUUUGAAGGGGCUCUCUGGCUGCCAUGUGGAGAAGAGAUGGGAAGGAGGAAGGCUAGAAGCAGGAAGACCAGUGUGGGGCUGUCACAGGGUUGCAGGCGAGAGAGACGAUGGGGCUCAGGCCAGGGUCACUGCAUUGAAGGUGGUGGUAAGUGGUCAGACUCUGGAUGUACAAAAUCUUUUUAAAAUUUCAACCUUUUUCAAAGCUAUGCCUUGGCAUAGUUUUAAUCAUGCAGUAUUUACAAUUUAAUGUUCUGUUUUUCACUUAAUAAUAGAUCAUGUUUUCCAUAUUGGCACAUGGCCUGAAUAAAUGUUUUUAAUGAUAUAAAAUUC